CUUUAAUUAUAUGAAUACUAAACUAAAUAUCAUAAUUUAGUGAGGUAGUGAAAUCGUCAUCUGCCAAGAGGUUCUCAUAGAUCAGGUUUGCAGCAGUCGAUCUUUUCAAAAAUUGUAUUGAAAGGUGUCAUCAUGAUAGGAGAAAGGAAACAAGAUUUAUAUAUUGCUUUGAAAGAAGAAAGUAAGGUUUUGCAAAUGAAAUUUUCUCAGAUUUCAGCUGAAGCAAUAUAUUAUACAUUUUUGAAUAAACAAGUGAAAAACGAUAAAACUACAUCUAAUUCAUUCAAUAAUAUUAACUCUAAUGAACUCCAGAAUAAAAAAGAAAAUGCUCAGGAUUGCAAACAUAGUGACGUAACAAACAACAAUAGUAAAUACAAUCAAAAGAUAGGCAAUGAUAAUAAAAUAAACAAGAGCAGAUUGCUUUAUUACAGUCUGGCUAAUGAGUUUUCUGUUUUGAAAUCUAAGAGUGAGUGUGAGUUGAAAGAAGGUUUAUACAAAAUAAUUACCUUAAAUUCCAUAAAUAAACUGAAUAAGACAAAUAUAAAUAAUGCUACGAAGCAAAAGCAAAAAGUAAAAGAUCACAGUAAUAAAGUAAAUGUGAAUGACAGUAAAGAUGUGAAAAUGAAGCGUAAUAACAGUAUGAAGAAAACUGAUUGUCAUCAUGGAGACACUGAUACAAAACUAGUUAAAAGUGGUGGUAAACAUAACGAAUUAAUACAAGCUCUGAAAAAAGAGCAUUGUCUUAUGAACUGGAAGAAAAAUGCUGAAAAGGCAGAGUUAUCUUUCCUGGAACGUUUUGCAAAGAAGGAGAAACCAAAAAAGGAACAUCAUGUUGCAAAUACUAAACAAAAAGGUGUAGAAAAACAAUGCAAAAAAGUCUCCCAAAAAUUGCAGUUUGUGAUUCAAAAAAGUCUUUGUGAGGAAUAUAGACUUUGUUUGAAACAAAAGAAAAAUCGUGAAGAUGAAGAAAUUGUUUAUCAAAAAUAUCUAUCACAUUCCAUGGAUGCAAUUCCUCUUUCAGCUUCAAAAUCUAAAGUAAUUUCCAAAUCAGUGGGAAAAAGAAAAUAAAAACUGUUGCUACUGUUCUAACAAUAAAGAUGUAAGAAAAAUGAUAGUAUCAUGAGAUUUGGUAAUGGUAAAUGGUUUUCAGAGAUUUUUGAAAUCUAAAUGUGAUAUAAAUUAAAGAUACCACUAUCUUUGUCGUAUACUAUAUCGUUUGCUUUGACUUUUAACUUUUAAGUGUUUCAGUUAUUAGUGCUACUUUUUCAGAUAUACUCAUAUAUGUUCUGUGAUAUUUCAUUUUUUUUACAGUGUCCAUAAAUUCAAAUACUUCCACAAAAUUUUGAAGUAAAUAUUUUUUAUUUUUUAUUUUAUUCACUGAUCAAAUACUGAGGUCAGUGGCAUCAGUUAACUGCCUCUUUAGAAUAGUGCCUAAAUUAGAAACAAUUUUAUUCAAUGAAGUACAGCUAUGGCCAUAUGGUUAAGAAGUUUGCUUCAGAAUCACAUGGUUUAUGGUUCAUUCCCACUGCAUGUACACUGCUGGCUGACAUCUAUUCUAGCCACAGGUUAACCAAUGCUUUGUGAAUGAAAUUUGGUAGAGAAACUAGAGGAAUCCCAUCCUAUAUUUAUAAAUUUAUAUGUGUUUUUGGAUGU
This is a messenger RNA of Octopus sinensis (East Asian common octopus), 1653 nucleotides long. RefSeq names its product GATA zinc finger domain-containing protein 4. Lineage: Eukaryota; Metazoa; Mollusca; Cephalopoda; Octopoda; Octopodidae. The record is from RefSeq and is a predicted model, not a curated record. Bases 133 to 1068 code for a protein of 311 amino acids. The transcript has 2 exons.